AUGCCUCGGCCUCCUCGCCUGCCCCGCUCGUCGCGGCCACGCAACAACAACCCGAAACGGCCUUCGGCAAUCACGGAGUAUCACCCAUGUGGAAUCCUCCAUCAUGGAAGCCACGAAGUUGCUGGAGGCCAGAAGAUCGGCUUCCCCGACAGAAUCGAGACUGACUUUGUCGUCAACCCUGGUGGCAGUGGCCGAGCAUAUGUCGGGAUCCGUUUCCGCUUCCCGCGGCACUUGGAGAACCGGUCCUUUUCUGGGACUGCAGACGUAUUUUCGAUAGUUCUAAGAUUCCCGGCUGGAACAUUCUGUAUGUCCAUCGAGAAUCUUUCUCGAGGUACCUUCGAUUUGAUCUUGCCGCGCGAAGAGACCAACGACCUAGCUAUCAUCAACCUCAGCCUCGGUGAUGGCCAGAUCGCCUCAGUCGAUGGUCUUGGACCGGCACUCCGUGAAGAAACGGAUCUCAUUGACAGCUACAUUAACGUGAAUCAGGAAGCUCAGGGCUGGAAGACCUUGCGCGACAUCUUCAGCCAACGUCAGUUUCGAAUUCUGGCGAGGCGUGGGGUUCAGUCGUCGACCGCACUGGAGAAGUUCGCGUUCUUUCCCAGUUCUCAAAACUACCCUUACAACCAGGUACAUCAUUGGGAUUUAAGCCGCUAUAACCAUCAGAUUCCGGCCAACUCCAGCAACACGCAGUAUCCAGAAAGGUUCGAAUUCGACAACCCCGAAGAUGCCCUCACAACCAUGACCCAGUCUGUGGUCCAAGAUGCGUACUGGUUUUACGUCGACGUUCGAGAGAUCCGAGGCAUUCGGCAGCGCGCCUUCUUCUUGAAACAAGGUUCUCGCUCAACUGAGGACACCGAUUCCUUCUUCGUCUUGAUGACAUUGACACCUGAUAUUACGACUCGUUUCAGCAAAUCCGUCAAGCGCAUCACCAAACUCGGCCGCACGGUACGAAUCUCGUUCAGGAAGGCGCCAGCCCCGGGUACAAGGAGGAGAGACGGUAUGGUGGACAGAGACGAUCUCUUCUGGGAGGGUAUAAUCAGACCGACCUAUGCUGCCCAGAUCAAACACAAGCACAGUCUGAUGAACGUCUGGCUCGAUUUUGGUGAUGGUACGAACGUCGCUCGGCGCCGUGUCGAUGCAGUCAACAACGCCCUCUCCGUGGCUGAUCCAGAGGUGGAGUCGCCGUCGGACGAGAUGGACAACAAUUGCCAGGACGACACGCCAGAGAGACUUUAUCAUCGAAAGCUCUAUGGCAGUUUCCUUCGCGACUUCUUCGUGGGUCGUGGUCUGGGCAAUACGCUUCUCAACCCGCCUCCGAUGGACUCUGACGAUGUUGGCACCCAUGGUCUUAACCUCAGCGAGCCAUCAUUGGUCGCCCCAAAAGUCGACAUACUUGGACCAAUCGACGCCAUAUACCGCCAGGCUCUUUUGGAUAUGCUGAACCCGGGAUCACGCGAGACGUACAAAUCAUACCUAGAAUCUGUAGUUCUCGGUCUCGUCGGUAUUUUCGGGGAGAUGGAGUCGUGUACUUCAGAAGUUCUCGCCGUUACUGCUUUGCUGUACAUGGGCAACCCCGAUAUCAAGACUGUCCACGCCGCAGCUUGGAGGAAUGAAGACGUCACCAAGUUCGCUCGCUGCUUGCAUAGCACCGCCUCAACUGUUGUCCGGUCUAUGAAGGAUAAGUAUACUCCGGCUCCUCAGCCUUACAUUCCUCUCAUCGUCCGCGGUUGUAACAUUCAUUCUGAGGUGGAGUCUUUUAUCAAAAUGAUCCAGGGCGAUCUCUUGAUCUGGGAUACAAGGCAUUGGAGCCGACCCUUUUCGCUCUGCGAGUGGCUUCUCAAGAUUGUGCAGCAUGACGAAUUUGACUUGGACCAGCUGGACCGUCCUGAACUGCUUGAAAUCCGUCAAAAGUGGAAGACCAGUGCUGAUUACGUUGGCUUGCGCGCUUUUGUCAACCACGAUAUCGAGUUCUGGCAGGUCAAGGAGUUUGAUCCUACUCACUACCAUGACAACGAGCCGCAGACCACCACCCUUGCCGACUUUCUUUCCGAGGAGCUCACAAUUGACGAGGACGAAGAAAAGGACAAAGACUCUUCAAGCUUGGAUGCCACACUCAGUGAGAAGAAUGUCGAGGAAGAAGAAGGGCUUAGCGCUGAGGAGCAAGCUGCCAGAUUGAAGAAGGAGGUCUGGCCCCACAAACUGAUACAACUUCUCAUGGUCGACAUCCUGGACGUCGCUGAUGCGCUCUGCACGACGCCCCAUGUAUCUCGAGACGUUCCCUACGACAAGUUCUGGAGGUCCGCCGGUGCAGUCGUCUUCGACGAGGCCACCCAUCUUUCCAAGUCAGACGCCGUGAUCGUGUGGGGCAACACGAUGAGGCCUUGUGCGAUGGCCGGCAAAGAAGGCCAGACUCCUUGGAGCGGAAUCGAUCCCUUUAAGACGCACGAGGACGGACCACACAAGGGCGACUACUAUAACCGCUUCGGACCCGAGGCCAAGGUCUCUGCUCUGGAGUUCAUGCGCACAACGGGAUGGCCGUGCUUCAAGGCGGCGUCGUCGGAUAUGCCCAAGUUCGGUGAGGAUAUGAACUCGUCCGAUAAUGUUGAUGGAGGCUGGUGA
This is a messenger RNA of Colletotrichum gloeosporioides, 2619 nucleotides long. RefSeq lists its product as uncharacterized. Lineage: Eukaryota; Fungi; Ascomycota; Sordariomycetes; Glomerellales; Glomerellaceae. The transcript is spliced from 4 exons. The record is from RefSeq and is a predicted model, not a curated record. Bases 1 to 2619 code for a protein of 872 amino acids.